Molecule: messenger RNA, 15103 nt
Organism: Nasonia vitripennis (jewel wasp)
Lineage: Eukaryota; Metazoa; Arthropoda; Insecta; Hymenoptera; Pteromalidae
Gene: Dora
Product: zinc finger SWIM domain-containing protein 8
Exons: 20
Coding region: 1570-6585 (1671 amino acids)
Cellular component (GO): Cul2-RING ubiquitin ligase complex
Molecular function (GO): zinc ion binding
Source: RefSeq, a predicted model, not a curated record
GCGCCACACAAGCUGCUGUUGGCGGUGGCAGUCGAGCAAGACACAGACAGUAGAGCGAGAGAGAGAGAGGGAGAGAGAGAGAGAGAGAGAGAAGAACUUAGCGCAGGAGUUGGCUGGCUUUCGCAUCAGACGCGCAGCACAGUGUGUGCCCGAGAGAGCAGAGACGACGACGACUUCGACGAGAGUUGUGCUGUUGCUACUGCAUGCAGGGCUAUAAUAUCGUUACUUUCGCCUGCUGUUAUUAUUAUCAUUACUACUGCUACUGUCGUGUGUGUGCUAAUAAUUGAGCCGUGCGCGAGUGUGUGCCGUUGCUGUGAACUAGCUUCCGCGCGCGCGAGAGAGAGAGAAAAAAAGUAGUUUUCUCCUCUCUGGCCGCUGUAAGUCGUCGUCGUGUGUCCCGGAGAGUCUUGCCGUGAAAGUAGUGUGCGUGAGAGAGUGCAGCGCGGGGCCGAGGAGGCCGAGGACGGAGCUGUGCUAUUCCCUCGGAGGGUAUACAUAACCCCCGUGUGCGCAAGAGACAAACAACAGAAGAGGACGAGCUGCGCUGCUUCUGCUGCCCGAACGUCCAAAUUGGUCCAAGCUCGUCGCCGCCUAGUCCCAACGGAAAUCAUCUCCCCACCCAGCAUCGGCACCAAGUUAGAGCGAGGCUUGUCGAGAUCGCGGACGUCGGUCCAGGGCCGGCGUCGCGAGUCGAUCGCCGAGGUGGCGGGCCAACGUCGACGAAGGUGGCUGCAUCUCAGCCUCCAAGCAUCAGCGCAGAUCUAACGCCGCGCAGCAGCAUCAAGUUCGUCAUCACGACGCCAGUCGCAGGAGGGCUAAGGACAAGGCCGCGAGGCCUAGUUCGCUAGGGCCGAGGCUCGCUUCAAACUGGCGGGCAACCUGGCGCGCUCCCCCGUCGUCGUGGGCGGAGGAGGUGGCGGCGGCGGCGGUAGUGGUGGUGGAAGUGGCGGUAACAAUAACGGCGGAGGUGGUGGCAGGAAUAACAAUGCCGGUAACGGCGGCAACAACAACGGCGGGAACAACAGAGCUGCCGCGGUUGCGGCGGCUCACGCGGCUGCCGCGGCUGUUGCCGUCGACGGGAACAACGCAGCCGCUGGAGCUGCCGGUAAUGCUGGACCUAUACUUGACUGGGAGGAGAACGACAGGUUCUCGUUCGAGGACUCCGACAGAUUUGAAGAGGAUUCGCUCUGCAGCUGGAGCAGCGAGCCCGAGAGCAUCUGCAACAAUUGGAGGGGCUGGAAGAGACCCAUCACCGCGUUUGGCACGUCCAAGAAGUCGGCUGAAGAUGGACAGCAAGUACCGACGCUAUGCGAGCUGGCAGCCCGUUGCGUCGCGUCGCACAUACCGUUCGAAUUGGUGGAGCACUUUUACUCGCCGGUACCGGAACAGUUGCAGCUCAGGAUAGCCUUCUGGAGCUUCCCGGAUAACGAGGAGGACAUAAGGCUCUACUCCUGCUUGGCCAAUGGCAGCGCUGACGAGUUCCAGCGGGGAGAAGCGCUCUUCCGUUCCAGAAAUGUCAAGGAUCCACUUCAGAUUGGUUUUCAUCUGAGCGCAACGGUCACCGCGCUGAUGGUCUCGGCGAGUGGCUUCCGCGAGCAGUACAACGUUGCGGUGACAUUCGACCGGCGACGGAUCACGUCCUGCAACUGCACCUGCUCCUCGGCUGCCUACUGGUGCUCUCACGUCGUCGCGGUUUGCCUCCACAGGAUACACAUGCCCACGCAAGUGUGCCUGCGAGCGCCGGUAUCGGAAUCCUUGUCCCGCCUGCAGCGUGAGCAGCUCCAGAAGUUCGCCCAGUACCUCAUCAGCGAGUUGCCGCAGCAAAUUUUGCCGACGGCUCAGAGACUCCUGGACGAGCUUCUCUCGGCGACGCCGAGCGCGAUUAAUACCUACUGCGGGGCGCCCGACCCCACAGCCGGCGCUUCGGCCAACGAUCAGACCUCCUGGUACCUCGACGAGAAGACGCUGCAUGACAAUAUCAAGAAGAUACUCAUCAAGUUCUGCGUUCCUGCGCCCAUAGUUUUCAGUGAUGUAAACUACUUGAGCACGACGGCACCUCCAGCAGCCGCAGAAUGGUCGUCCCUUCUGCGCCCGCUGCGAGGCCGCGAGCCCGAGGGCAUGUGGAAUCUGCUGAGCAUCGUUCGCGAGAUGUUCAAGCGCACCGAUCGCAACGCCAUUCCCCUCUUGGAGAUCAUCACCGAGGAGUGCAUGGCUUGCGAGCAAAUUCUCGUCUGGUGGUUCAACACCAAGGUCGCCCUGCUCAACGGCAACGGCCACGGUGGUGGCAAGCACGGCAAUAUGAACAGCAACGCCCAUGCGUCGCAGCACGCCUGCUCCUCGCUCUGCGACGAGAUCGUCGUUCUCUGGAGGCUGGCCGCUUUGAAUCCCGGACUGUCGCCGUCCGAGCGCGAGAUGCUGCAUGGACAGUUCACUGCUUGGCAUAUGAAGAUCAUAGAUAAGCUGACGAAGAUUCGAGGUACGACGGUGUCGCAGAACUCGCACAACCGCAACAACGGCGGAGGACAGAAGGACUCUUUGAAAACUGAUCUCGAACUCUUUAUCGGGUUCAAGCCAGCGCUGGAGGCCUGCUACUUGGACUGGGAGGAGUACACGCUCCCUGGCAUAACUUACACGGCUAGCAGCAACCCCAUGUACCACUGUCCCUUCACGUGCUUUAGGCAUACCGGAGACGCUAGGAAUGAAGUGAACCAGGUCAACUCGAGCUCCGCAGUGCUGAAUUGCCAGCCGCCGACGUCUCAUCACCACAGCCGCAGGCAUCCCAGUCUUGGCUUAGUAGAAUUUAGCUUUAUGGACCGCAGAAGACUGAAUCCUCGAGACUUCCCGGGACUGUGCUCACGAGCAGGUGGCGGCGGUAACGACGGCAAUCGCAGCAGCGACAGCAGCGAGGGCUUCUGCGAGAACGACGGCGAUAUCGCUGAUAUGCCCGAAUUACCCGUUGUGUUGGUUAGGCGAGGCAUUAACCAGAUGAAUAACUGCUGCGACACCGACUCACAGGAAGGUGGUGGCAGUGAGUCCUCGUCGAACAGCAACGUGAGUCUGAAGAACGCCCAGGGUUCGGAUCAACUGCGCUCGAAUGCCUCUUCGGAAACCCACAGCGACACGAGCGACAGCAGUCUGCAGAAGCCGUCAACGGUGGCAGCUGCAACGGCUAUAGCGUCCACGUCAGAAGCUGCAAACAAGAGCAACAGCAGCAUCAGUAGCAGUGGUUCCGUAGCGGGGUCCUCGAGUUCUGCCGUCGCGGGCAGCAGCUCCUCGCAUUUGAAGGCCCCGACCGCGGCCGAGUACCGCGAAGCUGUAAACGCCGGUGCCGCAGUCGCCUCGUCGGUCGUCGUGGUUGGUGUUCCACCGACGGCUGCAGCUGCGCCUGUUGCCAAUGGUACGACAGCGAAGAAGACUGGCGAGCGACAACAGCAGGAAUCCGACCAAGAGAAGGAUCCAUCCAGGAGGCCGUCCAAGGACGAGAGCUCGUCGUCGAGCAGCGACAGUCCGUCCGGUGACGAGUACAACGUGUAUUAUUACGACGCCAAGGCUGCGGUCAAUAAUGCCGCGAGCAAGGAUCCGAAAGCCGAGGCGAACGGCUCGGCAGCUGCUAAUAUCAGCACUAUUUUAGGUAAUCUUAAGAAGACUGAAGACCCAUGGGACAUUCUCUUUGCAAGAGCAGAGGGGCUCUACGCUCACGGGCACACGCGCGAGGCUUGCAUCCUCGGCGUAAAAUUGGCCGAAGAGUUGCUGGCGAACCCACCGGAUCUCAUGAUUGAAGUGCCUCCUAUACCUGUGAAAGGGAGGAAGAAGAAGCAACAAGUGAAUCCAGCUUCUCAUCAGCUAACGUGUUCAGCAUCGGCAACACUAGCGAAAUGCGGUUUUCUUUGUACAGUUCUAACCGAAAACCCAGAAUACUAUAAUUUGGCCUUUAGAGUUGGCCUGUUCGGAUUAGAGAUGGCUAGACCACCUGCGAGUACGAAACCACUAGAGGUGAAAUUGGCACAUCAGGAGAGCGAACUCGUAAAUUUGCUCAAACGUAUACCCUUAGGACCAGAGGAAUUAGCUAUGGUCAGACAGAGAGCCAAGCAACUGAGAGAUGGAGUACUGCGCUCCAGAGGUCACGCCUUGCUGCCAAUCAUGUUGGCGAGCUUCAUCUUCGACGCACUGAAUACGCCAAGAAUGAAACUGCCCACAGACGUAGACGAGAACUUGGGCUUCGAUGCAGCCGUCGCAGCUCUUGGACUAAAGGCGAACGUCAGCGAGGCGGACCAUCCGCUGCUUUGCGAAGGAACUCGGCGUCAAAGGGGAGAACUUGCUAUUACUCUUCUGGUUCACUACAAGGAUGAACCGAAGAAGGUAGCGAGAAUAAUGGACAAACUCUUGGACCGUGACGUGCACCAGCUUAUCAAGUCACCAAUAGUGAGCAGCUACUAUAGUUCGAACCCUCCAACGAAGAGCCAGCUGUCAGGUCUGCGAAGGGAGAAGACGUGUUUGUCGCCGCUGACAGGACCAGAAGCUUCUGGUGCAAACGAAUGCAUGGUAGGCGUCAACAGUCGACCUCACAGCAGUACCAGCGCCGAACUGGAGACGGGCAUGAGUGCUCUGAGUGUCCAGCCUCAACCGGCUCAACAGUCCGUGCCCAACAGGACUAAAGAGAACAAUUCAUCCCGUCACAGGUACAAGAGCAAACGCGCCUCCAUCGCCAAGCCUUCGAUUCCGAACCAGCCAUCCGAGGCAGGUGCCCACUUUAUGUGCGAGCUCGCCAAAACAGUACUCACCAAGGCUGGCGGUAACAGUUCCACAUCUCUCUUUACUCAAGCCUCCACGAGUCAAAACCAUCACGGGCCACAUCGUGCUUUGCAUAUGUGCGCCUUCCAGCUUGGUCUUUACGCUCUUGGACUGCAUAACUGCGUUAGUUCGAACUGGCUGAGCCGAACUUACUCGAGCCAUGUCAGUUGGAUCACUGGUCAAGCUAUGGAGAUCGGAGCACCGGCUAUUUGGUUUUUGAUUGACAGUUGGGAGGGCCACCUCACACCUCCCGAGGCUGUUAGCAUUGCUGAUAAGAGUUCCAGAGGCAGUGACCCGAGUAUGGUCAGAGCCGCUGCAGAAUUGGCACUGUCAUGUCUGCCUCACGCUCACGCACUCAAUCCGAAUGAGAUUCAGAGAGCAAUAUUACAGUGUAAAGAACAAAGCGAUGUCAUGCUCGAGAAAGCCUGCAUCACCGUCGAAAACACGGCCAAAGGAGGCGGUGUUUACCCAGAGGUCUUGUUCCAAGUUGCGAAGUAUUGGUACGAGCUCUACUUGAGGCAUACUCCAGGCGGAGAGCAGCAAGACGAAAUGCCUCACGAGUCGCUGCAGUUGGACGCGAACGGAACUCUCAUGGUCGAACCUGGUCCUUCGGUCGACAUGACAACUGGUCAAUUGAUGCCUGGUCAAGCGCAGGCGGUCGUCGUGACGAGCGCUCAGCCACCGCCCCAACCCUACGCGCAUCCAGCCAUUACGACCCUGGCUCCCCUGGAAGUUGGCAUGCCGUAUACCGUCAGCCCUUACAGUUUUGUGCAUCCGCACCACCCGUUCCCCCACCAGCCGUUCGCUGGUCCCAUGCCACCGCAUCGCGUGGCUCUGCCGCCCCAGCCGCCUAACAUGCAGAUGUACCACGCGUACCCACCACACCCGGGUCACCCGGUGCAGCAUCCUCAGCUGCCUCAGCAUCCACAUCACCCACCUCAAUCGCAGCCGCCGGCUGUACCGCAAUUCUAUCCACAGCCGACCGUGACUACGGUCAAUGUGCAUCCACCGCCCGGUACUCAACAUAUGUUUACCAUGCAGCAACCCGUGCCAGUAAACGUGCAAGCUGGAUUGCCUUCAGGGCCAAUGCCAGGUCAAAACGGUUUGCCCGGCCCAGCUCUGAUGCAACCGCAGCCGAUCAUGUCAACCGUCCGCACUCAGCCACAAUUCUAUUAUCUAAAUUCACAGCAGGUACAUCGACAGAAUCAGUCGUUCACGCCGCAGCAGUUCCGGGCACUUGUGGCUGCAUACCGGGUCGGUAUGCUGGCUCUCGAGACUCUGGCGCGCCGCGUUCACGAUGAUCGGCCCCAGGCGAAGUACGCGCGUAAUCCACCAUACGGCGAGGAUGUCAAAUGGUUGUUGCGCGUAUCUAAGCGCUUGGGAACGCAAUACCUUCACCAGCUUUGCGUCACCGUUGUCAACGGCAUCGUCAGUCCGUUCGUGUUGCACGAUGUCGCCCUAGAGGCGGCCUUUUACCUUUCUAGGAACAAUCCCACUCUCGUUAUCCAGCAUCUCAGAUCCGCGCUCUUGGCUCCGCUUGUGCACAAGUGUCAACAGAUGUAUAUUCAGUGCAUGCACCAGAAGCUAUAUCACCUGAGUACACCGGACUACGAAGACUUUGCUAGCAUUGUACGUGCAGCGAGGGCAGCUUUUCACAUCACACCGGAGGGGCAUACACAGUUUAAAGAAUGGCUCCAAUCUAUAAAAAGUUUCUCUACACGAUGUAGGUCGCAGUCGUGCAACAAGGACCUUUGGAUGCAGAUCAACGCUGCACUCCAGCAAACCGGUAAAUGACACAAAGUGGAGCCAUGGCUUGCGCAUCGUCCGCAGCAGCAUCCCUUCGAAGAUUCUCAUUUUGGCGCGGCGGCAGUAUCAACCACAACAGCGGUGAUCCCGUCAGGUAGCGGUAAUUCCACCACUACGACUCCUACUGUAAACAGCAUGGGCAAUUCAGCUUCAACGUCUGCGUCAGCGGAAGAACUAUCGGGCUCGUUAGAAGCCGUAGCGAACGUCGAUGUAAAUGGCGAGCUCUCGGGUAUCAUGAGAGACAUGGAAAUGCGCCAGAACAAUUUUAUGGCUAGACGCCGCGAUAACUGGUAUCAUCGCCGUCACACCACCGGCAAUCUCAAUAGCAAUAUCGCCGUAGAACAACAGCAGCAACCGUUAAACCGACCGGGACAUCCCCGCAGUCUCUCGCCUGAGGCACCCCGCGCCACGCGUAGAUAAAGCGACUUUUUUUCGGUAUAUUCUUUUUUUAGUUAAUUGUAACUCUGCGUUAAGCUCGUGUAUUGAUGGAUCAGUAGUGAACUUUAGUAGCGGGCCUUGAAUGUUCUUAGAUAAUUUUAAGACUGGAUAGAAUGAAUUUAUGACUUUUGUCUGUAUGUUUAGACUUUUGUAAUUGAUUAAUUUUUGGGAGAUUUAAGUAAGUGGCCACACGAGGCCUCUUAUAUUACUGACGUUCAAGAUUUUUGUAUUUCUCUUAAAUAACGAGUACUCUUAAAAAUUUGAAGUUAAUCGAUUUGUUUGAAACAGAGAUAAUCAAUUUAGUUUUUUCACUAACUAUGAAUUUUUUAAGUUAACACACACGUAUUAUGAGUAAAUAACAAAAUCUUGAGUAGCAGCUUUUAUCAUUAGCGAGAUUUCUCGAACCUGUGGUAAAUGGAAAGACUAAAACUUCAUUGAUCGAUUUCAAUGAUAUUAAUUUGUAGAUUAUAAAUAUUUUAUAAUACUCCCUUAGAGCGAAACUUAAUAAAAUUUAAUAGUACAUUCUUCAGCAGAGUCUAUCACGUAUUAUUUAACGAUAUUGCACAGUGUGGAAUUAUAUGUGUUUUAGAGAAAAUUCAGCUGUGCAUACAUUUUAAAAGAGAGACUCUUCAUUCAAGGCCUGCUUGACAUCGAGCGUUUAGAUUGUCUACUUAUUCGCGAACGCUUGGACAGUUUUUUAGUUAAGAGAAUAAAUAAAAAGUAGAGAAAAUCGCAAGCAGUAAAUGUGCGUAUGGCACCUAUUGUAAUCGAAGUAAUUACGCGUACGUCAUUGAUCAUUGUACCGAAAAUAAACGAGGAACGAAAUACAGAACGCAAAUCCGAUCAACAUGCAACAAUUAAUAAAAAAAAAAAUAGAAAAAAAUAAAAAAAAAGAUAAACGAAAGAAGGAAAAAUGGAAAAUUGAUUUGUAUGUCGUUUCUGCAUGUCAUGUCGCGCAUUUGAAUAAAAAAAACAUUACGCUUUCAUCGAAUAUAUCAUCUUCAUUUUAGUUAGAAGAAAGUGUUUCUAGCUACAAUUAGAUAGGAAAUUUUAUUUUGAAACUCUAGAUAGGGUGAAUUCUCGUGUCUUGUUUCGCUUUUGUAAACAAGUGACAAAAAAUUUUAAUAUCGAUAUAAUGUCUAUUUAUAUAUAUAAAAGAAAAAGCGCCGACGCUUCGGACGCAGUCGUAUAGAGAUGAUAUUUACUUAAAAAUAUUAAAUCCAAUUUUCCCUUAGUGCGUAGAAUAUUUUUACUUUUAUCAUGGCAAUCACAUCCCUCCAAGACUUAAACUAUCACCCUAUUCACGACCCUAUUCUCCCCUUCCGCUUUUCGUUCUUCGAUAAAACAAAUGACUUCGCGUAUUUCCGUAUUAUUGCAUAUAGUACGAUAUAUAGAUAGAUAGAUAUAAAUAUAUAUAUAUAUAUAUACAUGAAAAAAUUUAUAUAUAAAUAUACGUAUAUUACGAUAUACAUUAUAAACAAUCGCAACAUAUUUUCAUUUUGUCAAUCGACAAUCCAUCGAGGAAAAUGAUCUCUGUAAUUCUUAAAUUAAAAUUAUUUAAAAAAUAUAAAUAAAGGAAUGAAAUUUAAAUGACAUAUCAUCGGUUUUGAGCCACCUAUCCAGUUUCACUCACUAUUUCUGUAACCUGUAUUCAAAAACCUGUUAUCACAACAAAUCCAAAUAAAUGAGAAUGAACCAUAAGCGUACUAUUGUGUUUAGCAUUUGAAAACUAUUAUUACCACAUAAAUCAAAAAUAGCUUCUAUAAAAUUGGAUAAAAUUAUCAUUAGGUGGCUCCGCAAUAGCAAAAGAUAUCAAAAAUCAUACUUAUUCCGUAUUUCUAUUUAAGUCUUCGUUUGUGUAAAAUUGUAUCAAUUUUACUUUAAGAAAAGAUACAGUUGUUAAAAAAUGCAUACUUUCCAGUAAAAUAAAAUUUUUUAAUAAUAAAAAAAAAACAAGGAAAUGCGAAGCAAAUUUUGCGUCCUCAAGUUGUCAGCUAGCCUAGCGUAGACGCCUCGAAAUAAAUUUGAUGCUAACAUUCAUAAUAGAGAACAUUUUUUUUUUUUUGUUGAUACAUAUGAGAUGAAUCAUGAAAGAAUAGAUAAACUAAAAUGAAGGAAAAAACAGCAAUUAUGGUACUUGUGAAAAAAGAUUCAUUCUGUAGCACCGCUGAUUUCUGCCCCUUCAAUGCGUGUAGCGACAUUAUGAAAAAAAAUAAGGAUAAUCUAAAGAUAAUUGUUAUUGUUUUCUUAGUAUUGAACACUGAACAGUGCCUCGUCAAAAUCUAUGUGAACACUUAUUCGAAACUGAGAAUGUUCAAUGUAUAUUGCGACAUUGUCCGCUCUCCGAUGUAACUCGUAUAAUAUUAUUCGCCAGUGUUAAAUGUAAUACAGAAGAGAGAAAAAAAGUAACAGAGAAAAGAAAAAUUUGUAUAACAAUAAGAGCAAGCAGUUGUAUAGUUGAGGUAAAUAUACGUAUGAACAGAAGAUAAAAGGAAAUAAUAAAUGCGACGUAUUUCCAGAGGGGCUGACCGAAUUUUUUUUGAGAAAGCCGCCCUUUUAAUGAGUAAAAAGGUAGAAGAAUGCGUGAGAGGUUGGCCCCUGAACGUGGCUUGCAAACGAUACACGCGUGCGUGCGUGUAGUAGCUGUAAAAAAUCGACGUGACCGACGGGCACAGAAGUUGAGAGACUCACUCUUUCCCACUGUUGCUGGAAUGUAGCUUCUGGUUCGGCAUUUUUUGUUGCUUUCGUUUUCGCCAAGCUGAAAAUUAGAAAAAAAUUACAACACUUAUCGAAUAUAAUGAGUAACAGCUAUACAUAUUGUCAAAGUGUCUUUUCAGCGAUGUUCAUACAUCAUCAAGCGAGAAAGAAAGCAGCGAGUCUAUAAGAGAACGAAAUGUCAGUCACGCCGUAUCAUUUCAGGUGCCAAUAAUUUGCGAACUAAUGCAUUAAGUGUUUAGAACAAGAUGCAUAAUUAAUAGUAAUUUCACGAUCAUUUAGGCUCAGCAAAGCUGUUGUCCGCCGAUGACAGAUUAAAGAGCAAUAUUAAGUAAACGGCGGGAAGAGUAGAAAAACAAUCGCGCAUCAUCAUAGAAAAUAAAACACGAUGAAAAAACGCACGCAUACCGAGAUGUAAAGUAAAACUUAAAGCACGCGUUGUGUAUAUCAGUAUUGGACAUUAGUAGGUAUAUUUAUUGCAAUACAAAAAUCAUUGUCUAUUUUAGAAUUCGAAUUUUCACCGGAUAUAUAUUGCGAAUCAAGAAAUUACGAAAAAUCUAUAGAAAAUCAAAUGCGUUGCGUAUUUUUAUCAGCAAAGUGCCGUCGUGAAGUCAACGUCAAUAUUAUAAGCGCGAUUGAUGAAGAAAAGUGCCGUUGCCGUUGAGCGUUAUUAAAAGCUCUAUAAGCGUGUCGCUGCGUCGAUUUCGUAAUAAAAAAAAACUAAGAAGAAAACUUGGAAACUUCAUUUUUUGCGUGGUCGUCAUUGAAAUAGCGAACUAGUAUAUUAGCGUUAUUAUCGAUAAAAUGUAAGAUAUAGAUUUCAGAGAUUCGAAACUUGCACCCCUUAGCCCUAAUUUCUAGGCUCCUUUUGUCUAUAAGAAGUAAGAUUAAAGCGUAGUAUCAUCGAAGUUGUCCUUAGACGUUAGAGAUUCAGCCUAAAUAUUGUAGUUGUAGAAUACCGCUUAAGCGAUUACUUGGUCGAAGCGCAAAGUGAAUUCUAUUAAUCUUUAGUUUUAUAGAAUUUUCAUUUUAGUUUCGAGUUGAGCAAUUCUAAGUUACGACCCAUAAUGUGUUUCUGCUUACUUGAAAGCGAAAAAUUUGUAUUGUAUUUAAAAAUUACUCUUCUAAAUGAAGUUUCACGAGGAAUGCGCUUCGACGGCAACGUACGUGUAGAUCCUCGACGGGGACACAAUAUAUACACAAACACAUACACGAUAAGCAGCCGUGCGUCUAGAUAAAUCACAACUACGAACCGUAAAAUCUAAAUCAAUAAGGCUCUCUUGUUUUUCACAUUUUCGAGGCGAGUUAUUAUAUUCUCAAACAGACAAGAAAAGAAAUUACACAAUCUCGCGUUUCUACCCUCCUUGUAAAUUAAGGUAACGAAAAAAGACACUCUCAGUCAAAAGCUUCUUCCCUAGCUCUGCUAAAAGAAAAACUUUUUUCCUCUUGCGGUUAGUCGCAGCGCGGAGACAAGCGAAAGAGGAGACUUAAUCCAUGCGCGGAAGAGUAAAGAGAGGCGAGGAGAUAUCUAUUUUUACACUUGGUCAAGAUUAAAAUAAAAACAUGUUCUUCAAAACGAAAAAAAAAAUCAGAAAAAAAGAGCGAGAAGGAAGCUGGACGAUAGUUCGAAUUUAAGAGAUACAUCCGUAGUUUCGUAUCGUAGCGUUUAUUAACGAAAAGGUGAAGAAAAAAAAUUGUAUUAGCACUAUGUAGAAACGCGAGAAUUCUUAUCGUAAUACGAAUCGUACGAUCUAGUAAAAGACUUCGCCUUCGAGCUGUUGAGACAGAAGGAAAAGAAUCUUGCGAUUUGUUUGUGUGCAUCUCGCUUAAUGGCAGUUUGUCCUGAGCUUUUCUAUCAAGGUUAAACGGAGAGAAGUGUCAGGCGCGUGGCGAAUUUCCAUCGGAUCGCGAUGUCUUUUACUGGCUUGAUUUCGAUCAUUGGACUGUAUCUAUAGUGUUUCGCUGCAACGAGUUGCGCAAUGGAUCGUUCUGAAUAUUGCAUAAAUGUGUCGAUGUAAUAGAGCUGCAGAGACUAUGUUUUCAUUUCUAUAUGCGAGAAAAUGACAGUUUUUGAAAGAAUAUAGUUCGGAUGUAAUUUUGACAGAGAAAUAAUUUAUCAACCGACGAAUUGCAUUAUAAAUCCGUUACGAAACUUUCGAACGAGUUGCACGUCGUGGAAAAAUAAAUCUAUAUAGUCAUGUAUCUUCGAUAUCUCAUAAGACUUGAAAAAAGAGAGUGAAAGAGUGCGCAGUUAGCGCGUGUAAUGCGUCAUCGUCGUUUAGUCGCAAUUACCAUUGCGGAAAUAGGAUGUAGGCGAUUCUUCUAUGAUUCAAUUUUUCAACGAGAUUUUCGACGAAAAUUUACAGAGCGGAUUAGUUGAACCCUUUUUGCAGAGGCUGCGAUUAACAAUCGAGACCUAGAUUUUUCGGUUCUUUGGUAAAUUUAAGCUUGACGAGAACUGAAUGUAGCGAGAAACUACGUUUGACUUGAGUAAAACAAAUCAAUCAAAAACUUAUUGAAAAUUAAGAAGAUACUGCUCUGUAGUACUUGUGUAAUUGAUUUCGAUUUAGCGAUUUGGACCUUUACUAUACGUAUAAUAGUUGAUUUCUACAAUUUUUCUAUGCGAUGAAUGGAAUCAAUGAACUUUCAUAAGUGAUUAUUUUGUCUUGUAUUGAAACUGCCUUGAAAUAUAAUAUACACCGAUUAGAAAACUCUGAAGUAGUGAAAAAUUACACUCGAUGAAAGCGACGAAUUACUUAUUGUGACCGAAUAUACAACCUACUAUAUUAUUGUACCACAAAUGUAUUUUCUUAUGUAUGAUUUUCCGCCAGGCAAAAAUAAAAAAAAACGAAGAGCUUGCACAUCGUGCGCCAAAGAGGCGCGCAUGGUGUGCAUACGUAUACGUAGAAAACAAACUCUAAGUUGACACAUUAUAGAAAUCUAUGUACAAAUUUAUUGAGAUUGCGUUAUCGUCUGGAGCACGUUUCUUCCUUAAUCUCGCGAUUUUAUUUGUGAAUGGCAAGGCGCCAGUAAGAGAUUGUUGAAUGCCGCUUUUUCGAAAAGUUUUAUUUUAUUCUAUUUUUUCCUAUAAAUUGCUCGAUCAUGACAUUCUUAUGAGAACAUCAACCAUUCACCGCAUGAAAUAUUGCAAGGUAAAAAUCAAAAGAACAUAAAACGUAAUUUUGUUAAUAAUUCUUUAUUAUCGAUGACGCAAAUCAAUCAAAAUUUUUCACCGAGUUGUAUAAAUAUCGAUUCAACAUUCCGAGAUGUCUGAAGAAGCAAAUUUUUCGAUAACCGAGCUAUUUAAAAAUUGAAUCAUGUCUAUUUCAGUUACAUUCUCAUUUGAUUAAUUCUGCACACUAUACGAUUCUUGUUAAUUUUCAGCGCUUCAGUCUGUAUAUAAAAUGACAUUGGCUUAUCGGUAUAUAUUAAUUAUAAUAUUAAUAUUAUAAUACUAACGAUAAUAUAAUAUUAACGUAAAAGUAAUCAUAAUCAUAAUGAAUAUAAUGAAACGAUAAACAGAAACGAAGUCGUUCUGCGACAAGAUCUCAUCGGCGAAUUUGCGAGCGAGACUUUGUGAGACACUGAUGAAAAAUAUAAAAAGAAAAAAUAAAUAAAAGUAAAAGGUAAUAUCUCUGAAUUGAAUGGCGAGGACAGUGCGAUGAUUCUCCGAGCGCGCGAUGUGUACGAAAAACGUUCUUUCAAACGCGAGAAAGAGAGAAAAAUUCACUUCCUUCGAUUACGUUCUGGUUGGGACACGCGGUUAUUGAAUUGUGUGCAUCAGGCAACGUAUUAUUAAUUAUUAUCGAUUCGCAAUAAUUAAUAAUAAACUGCUUUCGCCUCUAGCUGUGCCUGAUUUGAAUGUUUUUACGAGAGGAGAAUACGUAAUUACGUAAAAUUACGUAAGGUAUUAUCAGAAAUCGAGAGACGAAUUUUCAUUGUUUCUGUCUACUGGAAUGGUGCGAUUUGACAGCAAAUAUUAACUCUAUAACAACAUUGAGUAUAAAUCACGUUCAAAAUGGAACUUUUGUGAAAUAGUUAUGCUCGUAAUAAUAUUAACGGGCACAGCUGUAAAGCCAUUUGUUUUCUCACAUGAAGUGGAUUUGAGAAUUAUCGCUCACGAUAUACGUUUAUAGUUUUAGUCGACUUAAGUGGUCAUUAUCCGAUAUGUGUACAUAUAAAAAGUUGACGCAUGUAUAUUCAUUGAUAAAGGAAAAAAAAAUAAGAAAAUGAACAAUUCCGCAAAAGUAUUAUAUUUUUCUUAAAAAACGACUAAGUAUCCGCCAGAGCGAGCAAAGAGAGGCACGUAUAUAGCUGAGAAAAAAAUAAAAAAAAAUAAAUAAAACUAACAGAUCUAAACUAAGAAUUCGCAAGGGCAGAAUCACGUAUUCUAAAGAUAAAAAAAAUAGUAAAUAAAUUCGGCGACUUUGGAGACGAUCGCACGGUGCUCCGCGGCGACUGCGCGACAUAAUUAUACAUAUAAAUGUGGAUAACAGAAACAAAAAUAUAACUGUAUCAUAAAAGAAAGAAACAAAGGAUGUGUACGUCACUGUAAUACCAAAAAAAAAAAAAAAAAAAAAAUGAAAAAAAAAAUAAAAAUAAAGACGAGAGAAUAGUUAUACAGAAGCCAAGCCGAUAUUCGCCACGAGCGCAUCGCACAUCGCGCGAUCAAUAUUUAUAAUUGACGUCGUUGUGAGCGUGAAUUUGUGUCGAAACACUAUUGACGGACAUAUGCACGAGUUAGGUAGGAGGAGAAAAAUUGAAUAAUCGAAUUGACGACGCGAGGAACAAUAGAGACGUGACAUAUAGGAUAGACGCGAUGUGCGAGCGCGCAACGAGUAAAUAUAUAUUAUAAAUAAUAUAUGAUGAUAAAAAAAGAAAUAAUAAAAUAAAAAUAAUUGAUGUUUGCUAUGUGUUUUUUCCUUCGAAUUUUUUCGACUAUGCGCGAGCGAGCGUAAGUAUGUACUUCUCUUACACGACGAAUUGACGGCAGUUUCGAGAGAUAAGGUUUGGUAUACCGGGAAAGAGACGGAUGGUAAAAAAUCGGGGAUGAUGAGCGCAAUGAUGGUUACGAUUAUGGUGAGAAGGAAAAAAGUGGAUAAUGAGGAAAUUCAGGCUAGUUCGUAUGAGAAAAGAGAAAAUGACGCGCGUAAUGUACUGCGAGUAUAAGAGCGAAGAGUCUCAUUGAAUAUUCCACUUUAUAAAGAGAGUUACAUGUUAAUGCGAUUAUCAUUAUGACUAUGCCAUGGUAUAAUCUCAUGAAUAUUGUGGAGUGGAUCUAUUUAUGAAUCCGUCGAUCGUUGAUGUAAUCAAACGUGUUCUGAGUGAAUUUUAAUAGAACACUUUAAAUCGA